AUGGCUUUUAUGAUGCCAUUGAUGAAAAAACAGUACGGAGAUUUGUACAAAACAAGUCGUUCGCGUAAUCCGUCUGAAUCGAAUAAUUCGAAUCCAUGUCGAUCACGAAAAGUAUCUGAAACGCGUUCCGAGUGUUUAUCAACAUCGCCGAGUACAAUGGAUUACGGAGUGCAUCGCAGCUACAUGAAUCGCAAUAGUUCACGUGCAUUUUUACGUACAUCAUCGCGCACAUCGCAGAGUUCGCUCACAAGCCCCACAAAGAACUGCAGCCCACCAAAACCGUCGGCUGAAGGCAGUCAAGGCAGCCUCAAUAAGUUUGACAAGUUUCAUAUGCGGCUGGUGGACAAAUUGCGUAAAUCGUUUGGUAAAGGACGAACAGAAGACAGGUCCUGA
Messenger RNA from Sitodiplosis mosellana (orange wheat blossom midge), 393 nucleotides. RefSeq lists its product as uncharacterized. The transcript has a single exon. Bases 1 to 393 code for a protein of 130 amino acids. NCBI's taxonomy places the organism in Eukaryota, Metazoa, Arthropoda, Insecta, Diptera, Cecidomyiidae. The record is from RefSeq and is a predicted model, not a curated record.